Messenger RNA from Drosophila teissieri, 384 nucleotides. RefSeq lists its product as uncharacterized. Bases 7 to 384 code for a protein of 125 amino acids. The record is from RefSeq and is a predicted model, not a curated record. The transcript has 6 exons. NCBI's taxonomy places the organism in Eukaryota, Metazoa, Arthropoda, Insecta, Diptera, Drosophilidae.
UCAGUAAUGAUUUCGCACUCGAAUACGUAUACAAUAAUGGCUUUUUCAAGCACGGUAGCUUGGAUUUUGACUGUUGUGGGCCUCUUUGUGGGUUUAUCAAAGGGACGACCAACUCUGCUCGUAUUUUGGUUACUGUUUACUUCCUUUGCAACUGACGCCCAACAUUUCAAGCACUGGACUAUUUCAUAUUUGGGCAUCUUUUACGAGGUUACUUGCUUAUACUUGGUAUUCAGAUACUUCAGAAGAUUAUAUUCCUACAUGCUUUUGGAGGGCGACAACUACGAUGCGACCUUUAAAGGAACAGAAGAUUACAAGGGUAACGAAACUGAAACAGAAACUGAAACAAAGAAGGGAACUACUGAAAAGAGCACUGAUAGAUAUUAA